Linnemannia hyalina is the source of this 1884-nucleotide messenger RNA. NCBI's taxonomy places the organism in Eukaryota, Fungi, Mortierellomycota, Mortierellomycetes, Mortierellales, Mortierellaceae. The record is from the annotation of a GenBank genome assembly.
AUGUCCCUCAUUGGGACCUUGCGGACUUCUUGCUCCACCUCAACAUUUGACCUACACACCGCCGAUAUUGACCCUAUAAAACUCUCGCGCCGGUCCUCCUCCGAAGACUCAUCGACGUUGCUCCACUCUUCAACAAUUACUGCGACUGCUUCAAUGACAGCCCGCCUUUCCCCUUCUUCAUCAGCUCUAUCAUCAACCUCCUCGACCACAUCAGCCUCGUCAUCCGUCUUCUCGUCCACUUCGUCCUCGCAAGCUCCCGUUACUGCAAUUCACCAGCACACGACCACCGUUGAGUUCAACCCAUUCAAGCCCACUCGGGAUUCUGCUGAUAUACCACUACCGCCAGCUAAGGAACCAAGCAUCGAUGCACCUUCAAGUGGACGGCGAUAUACCAGCAAAGAUGCUUCACGGUCACCUUCAUCUUCGGCCUCAGGACGGACAUCUUCGACAUCAACACCGGUAGGAUCGGUUCCACAAGUCGGACCAAUGGAGCCACUGUUUUUCGGCGACUAUCAUUUCCCGGACCAUCCAACGCUCCAGGAUCUCCUCCAGGUCUUCCUUCUCGACAAAAGCUCAAAGCAAAAGGACUUUCACCAGUCAUUGCAACUCCACGCACACCUCAUGGGCUUGGUCCUUUCAGCAAGAGUUUCCCGCGGUCUCGAUUUUGCGUACGAUCAUGCACACGACGCCUUCAAGAACAAGCAGAGACCGGACAGACGAGCAGAAUUCGUUUCUUCUUACAACCACUCGUACGAAGAAACAGAUCGGAUCCUGCAGAAUUGCCUUGCACACCCUCAGCCCAGACCUAGCUUCCUGGACAUGAUGAGUCAAGUUUCCUCGUCGACUAUUCUAGCCUUUUUGCAUCGACUGCGGACAGAUCCCACCAUUCUUGCGACUGCUUUCAGGAACCUUCAAUCCCAGGAGCUGGACUCUCUUCUUCUUGUCGAGAAACCUGUGCAGACGACGCACCAUUCGCAUUCAGGAAGUCGGAGUGGUAGGGAGCGUUCGUAUGGAGUAGGCUCGAUCGGCCAUGGCUAUCAACAGUCAGCGUCACAACCACAUCUUUUCACAUCACAGCAACAACAGCAGAACCAACAAAGACAACAGCUACCAACAUCAUCUACCAUACCCAACUUUAUCAAUAAUCAGGAUGUCGUGCAUAUUAUUUUCGGCAACCUCUUUGGCCCGUCCUCGUUUGAGCGGGAGCACACCCUUCGGACUCGGACGGUUGUGAGCAUCUUUGUGGCGCUACUGUCGGAGAAGAAGGGUGAGCGACUGAUGGUAGAGAUGCUGGAGCGGUAUGUCAUCCAAUCGGAAUGGCAGCAUGUGAGUCGGGUCAAGGCAGGAUUCGAGAAGACGCUUCUGGACCUUAUCUACAAAGGCGAGUGGGCACUAGCAGGAUUUUCGGACGAGGAGCUCAAUGCCAACUUGCUCCCGUUCGCUCAAGGACCUAGUCAGCACCUUCAUCAUGUACAUCACCAACAUCAUCAGUCACUAGGUCGCAUGCCGAGCGUUCCAGUCAUGAAAGUUGUGACGUCCGACGACCUAGCCACAGGGGUCAAGGACAAUGGCGAUUCCUCAGGUGACAGUGACGGACGAUCAAGAGCGCAUGGGAACCGUGAUGGAACAGGCCGACUGGCAGUCGUGGAGGAGUUCUAUACGGAAGCAUGCUUGGAUAUUCUGAGUACACUCAAGAAUUUCACUCCGCCCUGGCUUCUCGAGAUAUCCCGGAUGAUCUUUGCUGAGCUGGAUGGUGGAGCGAGAGCGUACGCUUCCCUGAUCAUCAUCGUCAAGUUCUUCUUUUACCGGUUCAUGAACAAAUGCAUCGCCUAUCCGGAGGUAAUGUACAAUAGCCACUAUUACUUCGCACCAGUUUGCUGGUGA